Molecule: messenger RNA, 8288 nt
Organism: Daphnia magna
Lineage: Eukaryota; Metazoa; Arthropoda; Branchiopoda; Diplostraca; Daphniidae
Gene: Rbp
Exons: 35
Coding region: 367-7218 (2283 amino acids)
Biological process (GO): neuromuscular synaptic transmission
Molecular function (GO): protein binding
Source: RefSeq, a predicted model, not a curated record
AUUUCAUAAGCCAAAAACCAGACGACUGUACCAUGGAUCCCAUCAGUGUUGAACGAGACGUCAGGCGGGAAGCAAGUGCUGUUGCUGGGCUCAACUCAUCCUCAGUUUUCUCACGUGUUUACAUCUUUUUCUUCAGUCUAUCCAUUCUUCCUCAUGGUUCUACUGGUGUAGUCGUCGUCUAUGCAGUGACUAAGGACAAACGAACGCCAAGAAAUGCCGGACCUUCGAUCGUUGCAACUCGCAGACCUGGUCCAUCACUGAAGGUUGAAAACACUGCUGUAACCUGCCGCCCGUAAAGAAAGAAGAAAAAGGACAACCACUAACGGAUAGAGGCAGCCAGCGAGGACAAACAGCUAUGUGGAAGAAAUGGAAUCGGAGAUGGAUUUAGAGAAGGAGGAGAGCCGCAGUAGGCUGGCGUCCGAAGAGGAAAGCAACAACAACAGUUACAUCGGCGGUGCGGAAUUGACGUCGAUGGAAAUUGAGGAAUCUGAUGCCUCCACUGCCAGCCUUAUUCAAAAUCAAGAGCAACAACAGCAACAGCAACAACAACGGAAAUUGUGGCGGAGUAAAUCGACCAACAGGUCGGAAGAGUUGAGUUUGGAGUCAACCAAUAGCAGCGCAGUCACCAACGAAGAGCUCAAAGAACUGAAACAAUGGUUCCAGUGGGAGAAGAGCCUUUCGAUCGACGCCGCCAUCCACCAGGAGCGUCUCGUUUGGCAGCGGCAACAACGCGGGACCCGAUGCGGAACGAUGGCGGAAAACGAGCGGCUCAAAGAGCGGGUGCAAGUGCUGGGCCAAGAGAAUUAUGAACUGACGAGAAUGCUGAAAAAUGAGCGGAUCCGCAACAGAGACGAAGACGCCAGUCAACGGCGCUCCCUGCGCCAAGCGGCCGCCAAAGCCCGGCUGGAGACGAGGGCCGCCCGCCGCCUCCAGGUCAUGGAAGCUGCCGCCGUCCAACAGGCGCAAAUGCAAAUUAAACAGUUGGAAGAGACGGUGGAGGAAAAAGAUAAAACCAUUGGCAAAUUGGAAGCUGAAAAAUACUAUUUGGGAGAACGGAUCUUUGAAUUGACCGGUGUCGAGGAAGGUUUCUGGAGCGACGAAAUCUUGACGAAACCGGUCAUUUCGGAACGAGAACGCGGACUAUUGCAGCGGGCAAACAGCCUCAAUAUUCACGUCAGUCAGCUGCAACGCCAGCAACGGAUCUUAUCCAGCGAGAAUGAGCAAUUGAAACGUCAAAUGGAGAUGGAAAGAGAGCGGCCGGCCGGCCAGCUGCAACGGGAACGUGAACGUCAGCAAGAACUGCAACUACUGCGGAAGAAAAAUGCCGAACUGGCCAUUCAGACGAAAAAAUUAGAAGAGAAAGUCCGCAGCCUUGAAAAGAAGUCGAAAGAAUUGCCGUCGGUGAACGGUGGAACGCAGCAGGUUGUGCUGUCCAGGGAGCGGUCGAUUGACAACAAGUUGCAUCAUCAGCAAGUCCAGCAGCAACAACAACACAGCAAACAGACGGCGCCGACCAAGUGGCGCGAAAAAGAAAUGGCCAUGCAAACGCUGCAGAAUCGGUUGACGGAGCGUGAAAAAGAGAUCGGCCGUCUCAAGGAAAAGCUUCGUGAUCUGACCAAGAAACUCCAACAAGAACAACAUUACAACAGCAAGGAGUCGUUACAACAGCAACAAAAUGGAGUCGAAUGGACAAUAUUAUCGCAGGGUUCCAGGGAAUUGGAAGGUCUACUCAAACUCGUCUCCAAGGAGCGACUUCAAUUGGAACGCAACUUUGUCCUGGCCACUCAGGGCUUGCAACGGAGCGCCGAGCUCGACGUGAACCGCUACUCCGCCUUGGAGGCGACCAACGUCCAGCUCCGGCGGCAGGUUGAACAGCUCGAAUUACUCUGCAAAGAACAGGCCGAAGCUGCCCAACAGCUCAGUAAAAGGCAACAGGAUCGUGAGGUGUUGGCCGAACGACUUAAAGCCAAAAGUGAAUACAGUCAAGACUUGGAAAAUCAGCUGAGUAAAGUUAUCGACAAGAACGCUGAAUUGACCAUUGAGAAUUGUGACUUGAAAAAGCAGGUUCAAGAGCUACACCAGUUUGAAGCGGAAUGUGUGACGCUUCGUAGUUCAUUGAGCACGGUGGAAAGCCAGUGCCAGGCGGCUCAGAGCGAAGUAGCUCAGCUCAAGGAGAAGAUGGCCGGCCUGGAUCACGUCCUCAGGCAAAUGCGAGAAGCGGCCGAGAAGAAGAAAGAAUUGGAAAAACAACAUGGAGAAUCCGUCAACGAGUUACGGACGGCUCAGGCCCAGCUCGGAUUGCUGGCCAGUAACAAGAACACGGAAGUGGAGCGGGCACAACAUUCUCAGAACAUCGAGUCGCUUCAGUCUCGUAUUCGCGAGCUGGAAAGGAAAAUGGAGCUGCAAAAUGUCAGACAUGAUGAAUUGUUGCUGGAGUUGGCCGCCUUGAGACGCAACCAACAUCACCAUCACGCCAGCAAUAGCAGCGGAAGUAGUCACCAUGGUAGCAGCCAGUCACUAGGCGCUGCUUUCGAUUUAGAUUCCAGAGGAUCCAGUCCAGAUUCGCUCCGGUAUUUAGCAAAUGGAGCUGGAUCUGUGACGCGUACAACACCGCUGGGACAGAGUGCCUCCAAUUUAGAUGCUCUCCUCGAAAUGGAUUUGGCCGUCUCUAAUUAUAAUCUGGGGAAAAGUAUGUCGCAGCCGGUCGUGUCGGCUUCAUCGUUAUCGAAAUUGACGGGCAACGGUGGUGCAGGUGUUAGCAAUAAUAGUAGCCAUCACCACAUGAUUCACGGAAGCGCUGGCGGUAGUGACAUUGAACGCAUCAUGGCCAAAAUCGAGCAGGAUAAUCGUGUGCUGGCCGAGCUGGAUAAAUCUCGAGCUACAAUCAUGUCUCAGGAGAAGGCCAAAACGGUGACGUUUGCCAAUGAUGAUAUGGUGCUGCACUACGGCGGCCCACACCGGCACCGGCGCAAAUCGACACCGGCCAGCCUCAACCGGACGCCUUUACACCACAACAACCCCCAAUACCACCAACAACAGCCUUCGCACCAUCAACAUCAUCAGAGUCUGCAUCACGUUUUGCGCUCAUCGCCCGUCUCUGCCCAUCUGAGGCAUUGGCUAGCGCCGGGCAAUUCGAACAUGAUUGAAACGAGUAAGAAGAGUUCGGGUUUUUCGAAUCACAAUGGAGCCACUAGCGGGUCGGUGCCGACGUCGCAGUCGAUCAGCCCGAUGUACGGCAGCACAAGUUCGGCGGCCAUGGGGUCCGGUUUGACGUCGACGACAUUGACCAAUACGUCGUCCGUGUUUUUCCCUGGCGGCGUAGCGACUUCGACGUCAUCGGCCGCGGCCGAUUUGGCGCACACGUUGAGCCUUGGCCAGCAACAAAAUGCCGGACUACAUCAUCAGCAUCGCACGUCGACGCUGACGGCGCCCGUCUCGAUGAUGCAUCCGCCUUUAUCGCCGCUCAGUUUGCCCGCUCUGCCGCUCGAUGCCCAUUCCGGCUCACUUGUCCACACGGUUCCGCUGCACUCGUUCCGCCAUCCGGAGCCAGAAAGCAGCGCCGACAUGCUCGAGAUACCGGGCAAAGGCAGAUGUUACGUCUACUUGGCCAAGUACACGUACGACCCAUUCACGCAGUCACCCAACGACAAUCCGGAAGCGGAAGUGUCGCUAGCGGCCGGCGAUUACGUUCUCGUCUGGGGCAACAUGGAUGAGGACGGAUUUUACGAGGGCGAAUUGUUGGACGGCCGCAAAGGUUUGGUGCCAUCGAAUUUCAUCCAGCGGCUUCAAGGCGAAGAUUUGGUUGAAUUCCAUCGGGCCGCUGUGCUGGGCCUGCAGAUUUGCGGCGACGACAGUAGCACCACCAGCUUACCGAGGGACCUGCUGGGCGUCAGCCCCAACAAUCAUCCAUCGUCUCAUUUGGCCGGCAGCAAUAGACCUGGUCAUCAGGCUCCGAUUCAUCAACUUGCAGCGCAUCACCAACAGCAGCAACAGCAAGGUCUGCCUCAUCAGCAACCGAUUCGGACCAACGAGCCCAUCGAUCAAGCCAAUAUCCCAGCGGCUGGAAGCAGUCAGGUGGCCUUUCAUAGUCCGGCCAGUCGCAGUAGGGGCAUCAAUCAGUAUGAUGCUGCACGUCAGGCCCUCGACUGGGGUCUGAUGGAACUCCAGGAGUUCCUGGAAGAUGAAGAAUUAGCACUCGGCGUUAAAGGAGAAGGUCCAGACUGGCUCUUCCUUUCGCUGCUAGUCCCUCCACCGCGUCAGCUGACGCUGGAACGGCAGUUGAACAAGUCGAUUUUGAUUGGAUGGAACCAUCCGGAAGGAGCACCUCCAGAGUCGGGCCAAAUUGCCUCCUAUCAUGUCUACGUCGAUGGCAUCCUUCGCACCACCAUCCGGGCCGCCGAUCGCUGCCGGGCGCUCAUCGAAGGCGUCGAUUCCAGCAAGCCCCACCGGAUUAGUGUGCGCUCGGUGACGUUGAGACGGCGGGCAUCGCUGGAUGCGGCGUGCACGAUGGUGAUUGGCAAGGAGGUUCCAUCGGCGCCGACUUGCGUCCGUGUGAGUCACGUGACGGCCACGUCAGCGUUGAUUUCGUGGCUGCCGGCCAACUCCAAUUACCAGCACGUCGUCUGCGUCAAUCACGUCGAAGUGCGCACCGUCAAGCCGGGCAUCUUCCGGCACACCAUUUCUGGCUUGUCGCCCAACACCAUCUACCGGGUGACGGUCAAAGCCAAAAACAUCCGUUCGCCGCACUUUAACACGAUGGACGAGACGACGGCCAAGUACGCGGAAAAGUACUGCACCCACGUCGAAUUCCGCACACUUCCUAAAGGUGUGCCUGAUCCACCUGUCGAUGUCCAGGUGGAGCUGGGACCUCAGGACGGCACGCUACUCGUCACUUGGCUGCCCGUCACCAUCAACAGCCAGUCGGGAAAAUCCAAUGGCGUGCCCGUCACCGGUUACGCCGUCUACGCCGAUGGUAGAAAGGUCACAGAAGUCGAUAGCCCCACAGGAGAUCACGCCUUACUGGACAUUUCCAGCUUUAUGGGCUUGCAAGCUAAACACGUGACGGUGCGGACCAAAGCUCGGGAGAGCCAAUCAGGGGACAGCGUGCCGACUCCAGUGCCAAUCGAUCUAAUUAAGAACCGUGGCGGUGGCAACAGGAACGGUAAUGUGGACGUUUUCGAAGACGAGGUACAAUCCGAGUCUGCACCGGUUGUAGCGAGCGAAGAAGACAUUGUCGGAUUGUGGAAUCUCAGUCUAUUGGCCAGCAUCAAGGAUACGCUUGAAUCCGACGAAAGACCGUCUGAAUUAUCUGAUAUUGCCGAAGAGCCGGAAGAAUAUGAAGACUGCAGUAGCGAAGGGGAAAUGAUGAACGAAACGAGCCGCAGCAACAACGGAGGCCGGCGCAAUUUUAUGGAACAGGCCAACAACGGUAGAAGCGGCGGCGGUAUGAUCCAGCGCAAUCAGUAUCUCAAUCCGUCUCUACCCGGUCCUAUUCCCUCUAUCGAAAUCACCAAGGAUACGGCCAGUGAACGAUCAGGUGAUAGCUAUCGCGGACGUGAUGGAACCGGAAUGAAUCCAUACGACCGAAACAAAUCAUUGCCAGCCAACCGGAACCCGCAGAUGGUUGGCGGUAGGAACGCUCAGGGACAGGCUAGAGAUAACUAUUACGCGCCACCAGGACGCAACCAACAGCAGAACGACGGCUACUACGAUCAGACGGCCAACAGACGGCCAGUGGCUCGUGGAGGCAGGCAACCUCAAAUGCAACAGCAGCAGCAAACGCGCAUCUUUGUUGCCUUGUUUGACUACGAUCCGCCCAGCAUGUCACCUAAUCCAGACGCUUGCGAUGAAGAGUUGCCGUUCCGCGAAGGCCAGCUCAUCAAGGUGCGUGGUGAUAAAGAUGCCGAUGGAUUCUAUUGGGGUGAAGUGGCUGGCCGAUCGGGUUAUGUUCCGUGUAACAUGGUGUCCGAAGUGCAAGUCGAUGAUGAACGGGUCGCCCAAGAACUUCUCAAAGAGUCUGGAGCGGACGGACCAAGUCAUUCUCGUACUCGACGCAAUUUACGUGCUCAAGGCCAGCCGGGUCACGGACGCGACCGUUGGGGCGACAUUUACGCCAAUAUGCCCGUCAAGCGGAUGAUUGCUUUGUACGAUUACGAUCCGCAGGAAUUGUCGCCCAACGUCGACGCCGAAGUGGAGCUCUCCUUCCAAACGGGCGACAUCAUUUACGUUUACGGAGAUAUGGACGAUGACGGUUUCUAUUUGGGUGAAUUGCGCGGACAGCGCGGUCUAGUCCCUUCCAACUUCUUGACGGAAGCCCCUCCCGACUACGAUCCAUCUCAGCCGCGUCACAAACGCCAGCAGCAAUCGGGCAAUAUCAUCGAUAAAUCAGGCGGUGGUGGCGGCCAGGCGAUGCAGGAUCGCGGACGAGAUUCCAGCUAUUACGGAAAUCGCAGCCGUGAACGGAUGGAUCACGAUCGAAUGGAUCCUCGAGAUCGGGGCAUGUCCGGAGCUGAAGGCCCUCCACCUCCGCCUCGUACAACAAAUCAUCGUCCAAGUGACAAUUCACGCGACCGACGUAGCGACGUCUACUCACCUGAUCGUCACGAGGCGAGGUCCAUGGCGGCGGUCGCGAGAGAUGGUAGCAUCCAGGCCAAUAACCAACGCUUCUACACUGACGACUCUUUCUCCGAUGUGGAUGACCGAUUUAAAGGAAGACCGGAUGGGAUGGAUUAUGCUUAUAACAAUGGCAUGCCCGAACAGUCGCCACAAAUUUCAGCCGGGCAACAGCCAACGUUCAAUGGCGGGACAGGACCUGUUCGUAAUUUGCCCGUGAAUAAAAUCACGAGAGGUCUGCCCACUGUCCUUCCCGAUCCGGCUGUGAUGCAGCAACAACCCGGUCAUAACAACACGAUGAUGAACGCUGACCCCAAUAAUCCCUACAAUAAUCAUCCUAACAAUGCUGCAACUCAACCACCGGUCACUGCGCCAACCUCCGCAUCCUUGUCUUCUCAUUUCUCUUUUUUCGGUAUGGGCGGCAACAACCAACAACAACAACAGCAGCAGCAGCAGCCGACAGGACCGAGUCUUAUUCAAAAGAUGAUGGGAGGCGGUGGAGGCGGCACGACAGCUUCCCCUGCUGCAACCAACUCCACUGAAAAUCCAGUGGAAGGUCUUCUUUCCAAGGGGAAAGAUUUAAUAUUCAAAAAAUUUGGCCUGUAACUAAAAAAAGCAAAGGAGCUAUUUAUUAUUUUUUUUUUGCACAAGUGCGUCCCCUACAACAACACCAAUUUUGCCAUAAAAUAAAAUAGUGAGUAUAGCCACAUUUGAUCAGCCAAAUGGGAAGUUAGCUUGAUUGCAAGCGAGAGAAAAAAAUCGAAAGGAACGCACACAUUUCUCUGUCUAUGUUUUUCUCCUUGUCUGUUGCAUUGUACAUUUAAAAGGAAAAAAAAAAAAAAAAAACUUUUUUCUUUUCUUUUUUGUCAUUGGUUACGACGUUUUCCACCCUAUUUCACUUGUCUGUUUAUUGUAUACUCAAAGAAAGGAGCAAAUUGAUAUUUUUCUUUUCAUUCCGUAAGGCUCCACCAGUUUUCUUUUUUGUGUGCGUGCUUGUCUGUACAUAAGAUAGAACUUUGCAAAAAUUUGAAUUUUUCUUUCAAACUUUGGGGCCGUGAAACUUUUUGCUUCUUUCCCACACACAAUUGUUAGAAAUAAAUGAAUUUCAUGUUAUAUCCUCCUCAUUACCCAAGAAAAAAUUCCUUCUCCCUUAAUGACAGCCGUGCCCUUCUUUCUCUAUUUGCAUUGAUAUACAUAUAAAAUGUUAGAGGUCAAUUUUCUAACAAGCUAUUUACAUACUAUUUACAUAUCAAAUUCUCUCUUUUUCUCUUGACCACAAUUUUCUUAUUUCCUAUCAGUUGGCUUCAUCUCGUCAUUUUUCCUUUGUUCUUUUUUUCUCUAUUUCUACCGAGCAGCUUGUUAACAUUAACAACAAAAGUUUGUUUCUUUCACUGUGCAAAAAAUCCGAUUCAUUACGCGUGAGCCAAGUUAUGCGUGUUUUUCUGUGUGCGUGUGCUGUUUUCCAAUUCCUCGCAUCAACAUUUUUUCCCCACUUCACACAUUUUUUCCUUCUCCCGAUUUAUGGUUUUUUUGUUCAAUUAGUCUCCUCCCAUCUCUCUUUAUUACUGCAAUUAUUAUUACGAUGUUCGUUAUGGUUAUAACUAUAUCUUUACAUACAAUUCUCUAUAUUAUGUGUAACUGUACAAAAGACAUACAGAAAACAAACCAAAAACAAA